UGUUGACAUUUUGCCGUGACUUCGUAACACAAACAACAAUUUUCCUUGCGAUGGUUUCAAAGUUGUAGAAUUUUCCUGUGUGAACCGGAAAUUUUCCGCUUUUCCAGCCAUGCUGCGACAUCUGGUUCGCCGGCACAUAUACUGCCGGUGCGUGUACGCCGUCCAGACGCGCACCAUCAACGUGGACAGUUCGACUAAACUCGGAUUCCCUUGUGCGUACAACGACGAGGAAACGAGGAAGAUUCUCAACACAAUCAACGAACAAGAGGUGGAGGAACUGUACAAAUACAACAUCUCCAAGUACCGGCUGAAGAAGAUUGAAGGAUGGCGUAAAAAGUUUGGCUCCUUUCUUUCGCUGGAGCAAGUGCUCGAGCUGGACGGGUUCGGUGUGACAGUGCUGCGCAAAUUCUACGAUUCGAUCGUGCACGGUCCAAAAGAAGAUGUGGCACUAGCACCGAAGGCGAUUAAACGAGACGUUAAAUUUACCACCCCGAUGUUAAGCGCUCAGAUGAUACCGAAAGUCAACAGCUGCGUAUCGUUGCAUGUCGGCUUAGAUUAUGUGACCUGGGCGCACUUCAAGCUGGCAAAAGAACAUCCAACUGCACUGGCAGGAUGGAACAGUUACAACAUUAGCGACCGCAAGCUACACAUCAACGAGCUGAUCCGGAACGUGUCACAAAUGAAUCGUCUCAUCCCGGCAGCAGAUGUUUACGUGGUGGAGAACCCGCCCGUUGCACAAGCCUCCGCCAUGGGGUCGGCCGUACAGACCAACAUUAAUGUGCAGCGUUCGCAGCUGAUCGGCAUGCUGAUGCUAAUGCUGGCCAACCGACCUUCUCCAUUUACUGACGGUGGCUCGAACCAGCCGACGGAUGGUUCCAUCGGCAGCAAUGUGUUCUUCCUGAAGCAAUAUCUGUCCGCCCGGCUGUUCGGUAUCUUUGUCGGCAAUGAACGGGUCUCCUCGGAGGAAGUAAUUCGAUCGAUCAUGGAACGACAGCUCGCACCGAACGAGGAAGAACUGGAAUCGAUGCAAUCCCGUCUCAAUAUACCGUCUGGGUUGAAAAUUAUCUACGAAGAAAAUGAUAGUACCGAGCGCGAAUUUCUUGGCCAGUCCCUCCUGCUCGGGCUAACAUUUUUGCGACUUUGCAUCUUCAAAUGCGAGGAUAGUUUGAAAAUAUUUCGUCGAUAAACGUACCCUGUGAUAGCGAAAUUCCUCUUCAAGGAGGACGUAGAAGGGAAUUAAAUGCAAAUGAAAUGUAUUUCGAAGAGUA
Anopheles funestus (African malaria mosquito) is the source of this 1268-nucleotide messenger RNA. RefSeq lists its product as uncharacterized. The record is from RefSeq and is a predicted model, not a curated record. Gene Ontology annotation, cellular component: mitochondrial nucleoid. Gene Ontology annotation, molecular function: DNA polymerase processivity factor activity. Gene Ontology annotation, biological process: mitochondrial transcription; transcription elongation by mitochondrial RNA polymerase. The transcript has 2 exons. Lineage: Eukaryota; Metazoa; Arthropoda; Insecta; Diptera; Culicidae. The coding region runs from base 110 to 1186 and encodes 358 amino acids.